This is a messenger RNA of Lactuca saligna, 660 nucleotides long. The record is from the annotation of a GenBank genome assembly. NCBI's taxonomy places the organism in Eukaryota, Viridiplantae, Streptophyta, Magnoliopsida, Asterales, Asteraceae.
AUGUCUUCUUCCCUCUUAGAAAACGCGCCUCAUGAUCUCCUCUACCCUAAACUCGCUUUCCAUCGUUCACCAGUCUUCACGAAAUGGACAAGGGGUCUCCGCCCCCUCAUCCACCUCCAACCUUCACCUUCUGGUCCUUCUUCCCCUCCACCAGGUAUCAGCAGCCACUUCACCUUCUGUUCCAAGACAGUUGGGACAAAUCCAAGUGUAUUUUCUGUAUAUAAGAUGGAAGUGUUGAGAGAUACUUGCACAAAAACCCAACCUGUGUUUAGAGUUACAACAGAUGAUGGAUAUCAGUUUGAUGGUCCAGAUCCUUCAUCAUGCUGGAAUAAAAUUUAUGAAAAAAUAAGAAAAAUACAUUCAAGUAGUUAUGAUGAGUCACAGGGUGAAGGUGAAUCUAUGAGCGUCUUCAAGUCAGGUGCUGAUAUGUUUGAUUUUUCUGAUCCUCAUGUGUUGAAACUUAUACAGGGGACAUCAAAUUCAAAGAUGAUAUCAGGGAGCUUACUCAGCAUGCCAAUUGGUUAUAGCCAUGUUCAUGUUAAAUGGAAGGAUCUUGAUAAGUGCAACGUCUGUCACAUGGAUGAGGUUGAAACAAAGCUGAGGCUUCCUGCGGUAAUAAGCAAAAUUUUCCAGCCUAGUAUCCACAGAGGAAUUACGUGA